AUGUCUAGCCAAGAAAUCACCCUCGGCUGGGAGCUCGAACUCAUCGUCCACCUCCAACCCGGCGAACAAUCCGGCCUCGCCCUCGAAGCCCACAAACUCCGCGCCCUCGCACUGACCCUCGCAGAACAAGUCCCCAACCUCCCCAUCGCCGCCCACUGCAUCCACCGCCCGUCCGCCUCCUGCAUCAUCUGCGAGGACGCCCCCGCCGAGCACCGCCUCCCCCACGUCCGCGUCCUGAACCCGGCAACCCCUAUCCAGCUGCCCAACCGUCCCAUCGAAGACCUGUACUACUUCGUCAAGAGGGAAUGGCUCAACGUGCCCACCGACGACGACGGCGAGAGGCUCGCCCACGGCUUCGAAAUCACCUCCCCCAUCCUCUCCCAGACGGAGCUCCGCGCCGGCCUCCCCCAGACGAAGCAGAUCCUCGGCGCCAUCCGCAAGUCCGGCCUCCCCAUCUCGGCGCACACCGAAUGCGGCCUCCACUUCCAUGUAGGUGUCAAGAGCGGCAUGACGCUCAGCAUUGCCAAAAAGGCCGCCACCCUCGUCAUGCUCCUCGAACUGCCCCUGCUCAAGAAGUUUGCCUCCGAGGAGCGCUCAGAGAGCCGGUACUGGUUCAUCCCCAUCUCCAAGAGGUCAAAGUUCAUAUCUUUUGCAGACAGGUACCACGACGAGGUCACUGAUGCCAUCGCAAGCCCCGAGCUGCGCCAGCACGUGCCCGACUUGGCCAGCAUGAAGCCAGCUGAGUGGAACAGCAACGAACCCAAGAGACUGCACCUUGCCCUGAACGAGAUUUGGCUAACUGACAGCAUAUGGAGGCUCUCGAUGGGCCUCUUCUCGUAUGAAGGCCAAAAGGCCAGCUUGGUUCUGUGCACUCGCGAGAAGAACGGCGAAACCGCCUCGGAGCCUGCUCCUGGGACCACUGACAAUCUUGAAGGAACGCCGUCCACGCUCGAGUUCAGGUAUCCGCCCAUGAGCUUCGAUAUCGAUUUCGUCAAGUCUUGGGCCGAGAUUGGUUGCAAAAUCGUCGAGAUUGCCACGCGAGAUACCGCGGCUUUCCGCCAAGUGGCUACGGAUGUGCUCAAGGAGUUGGAGAGGAACGAUGCCUCCCAGUGGGAACGCCUUCUGAAGGUUCUCGACUUGGAUCACCAGGUUGGAUUUUGGAGGCAGCAGUUGGCCCGCUUUGAUGAAGACGAGCCGAUUCGAUUCCUCGACGAUGACGGCUUCUUGAUCCCCCAGAAGAAAUAG
Molecule: messenger RNA, 1245 nt
Organism: Trichoderma reesei QM6a
Lineage: Eukaryota; Fungi; Ascomycota; Sordariomycetes; Hypocreales; Hypocreaceae
Exons: 1
Coding region: 1-1245 (414 amino acids)
Source: RefSeq, a predicted model, not a curated record